Amaranthus tricolor (Joseph's coat) is the source of this 424-nucleotide messenger RNA. Its product is annotated as gibberellin-regulated protein 12-like. The coding region runs from base 59 to 346 and encodes 95 amino acids. The record is from RefSeq and is a predicted model, not a curated record. NCBI's taxonomy places the organism in Eukaryota, Viridiplantae, Streptophyta, Magnoliopsida, Caryophyllales, Amaranthaceae. The transcript has 3 exons.
AAGGCUAUAAACUAAGAAAUAAAAACUUGUCCAUUCCAACAUACAUUAUAAAUUUAUAAUGGCCAAUUCUCUGAGUUUUUCUGUUGUCCUCAUUUUCCUAGUUUUUUCCAUCAUUUCUUUUGAUGUCUCCAAGGCUGGUGGUGAAGGUUCACUAACAAUAGAUCAAUGUCCCGGUGCAUGUGCUUAUCGAUGUUCAAAUACACAAUAUCGAAAUGCAUGUUUAGAGUUUUGCAACAAAUGUUGUGACAAAUGUUUAUGUGUUCCAUCGGGAACGUAUGGGCAUAAGGAAGAAUGUCCAUGCUAUAACAAUUGGAAAACCAAAGAAGGCGGUCCCAAAUGUCCUUGAAUCACUUAUGUAAUUUUCAUAGCAUUGCUCUAUUACAUCAGUAUCAAUUCAAAAACUUAAUGAUUUCAAGUGUGCUAU